Olea europaea var. sylvestris is the source of this 690-nucleotide messenger RNA. RefSeq lists its product as uncharacterized. The record is from RefSeq and is a predicted model, not a curated record. The transcript has 2 exons. NCBI's taxonomy places the organism in Eukaryota, Viridiplantae, Streptophyta, Magnoliopsida, Lamiales, Oleaceae. Bases 1 to 690 code for a protein of 229 amino acids.
AUGAAGUCUCAGCAAAAAGGAAAAUUUUCCAGUGACACUGAGGUUAACCCACGUGAACACUGCAAUGCGAUCACCCUAAGGAGUGGUAAAAUGGUUGAAGAAAGCAAACCUAAGGAGAUUAUGGUGCCUACAUCAGAUGUCAUAGUUACAGAGGAAAGGCAGAAAACUGAGGCAGAGGGUACAAAGAUCUAUAAGCUUUACUUGAUCUCAUUUUCGGACAACCCACCAAUCUUGAAGCCCCCAUUACCAUUCCCGCGAGAAGCUUUGGCCCAAAUGCCUAACUACACCAGAUUCUUGAAAGAAGUGAUGUCAAAUAAGAAGAAGCUGGAGGAGUUCGAGACAAUUAAGCUGACAGAGGGGUGUAGUGACAUACUUCAGAAGCUCUUUCACAAAUUGAAAGAUCCGAGCAGCUUCAACAUCCCGUGCAAUAUUGGUGGUAUCACAUUUGAUAGGGCACUGUGCGACCUUGGAGCUAGUAUAAACCUGAUGCCCCUAUCAGUGUUCAAAAAGCUGGGUCUUGGAGAAGUGAAGCCCACAACCCUCACUUUGCAACUGGCGGACAGAUCGAUCGCAUAUCCCAAAGACAUGAUUGAAGAUGUAUUGGUGAAGGUCGAUAAGUUCAUCCUUCCUGUGGACUUUGUGGUGUUGGACAUGGAGGAGAACGAGAAAAUAUCGUUGAUUCUUGGUUGA